Molecule: messenger RNA, 1164 nt
Organism: Ustilaginoidea virens
Lineage: Eukaryota; Fungi; Ascomycota; Sordariomycetes; Hypocreales; Clavicipitaceae
Exons: 3
Coding region: 1-1164 (387 amino acids)
Biological process (GO): butanediol biosynthetic process
Cellular component (GO): cytoplasm
Molecular function (GO): zinc ion binding; (R,R)-butanediol dehydrogenase activity
Source: RefSeq, a predicted model, not a curated record
AUGGCCACCCGUACGGCUACAACAGACGCUACCUUGGUGGGCACCAUCCGAGCAACCGCUGUAUCGGCUCCCCCGCCUCAGUUGAUGAGGGCAGUUCGUUUCCACGGCCAACGCGAUAUUCGACUCGAUACCAUCCCCGUUCCUCGAGUUGCUGAGGGUAAAGUCAAGAUUGCUCCUAAAUUCUGCGGCAUCUGCGGAUCUGACCUGCACGAAUAUCUGGGAGGUGCAAACCUGAUCCCUAAGCCCGAGCAUCCGCAUCCCAUCACCAAGGAGACGUUGCCACUGACACUGGGUCACGAGUUUUCCGGCAUCGUCGAAGAAGUUGGCCAUGGCGUAGAGUCCGUCAAGCCCGGUGACAGAGUCUGCGUGCAGCCAAUCAUUUAUGACGGAGAUUGCCGAUCAUGCGUCCGUGGCCUGGUCAACUGCUGCGAUCGCAACGGCUUCGUUGGUCUUAGUGGAUGGGGAGGCGGCCUGUGCGAGACCAUGGUCGUGCCCGAGUCGUGCGUGAAGCAACUACCCGAUAACGUCUCACUCCAGGAGGGCGCACUCGUGGAACCCCUAGCUGUUGGCUGGCACGCCGUCGAUAUUUCCCCCUUCAAGGAAACAGACAGCGUCUUGAUUCUCGGUGCCGGUCCCAUUGGCCUGGCUGUCGCUCAAGUGUUGAUUGGCAGGGGGUGCAAAAACAUCAUGGUCAGCGAGGUGAGCACCAAGAGAAGAGAGUUUGCCACCCAGUUUGGCGCGCAUCACACCAUCGACCCCGUCAACGAAAACCUGGUGGCUAGAGUGUCCGAGUUGACCGGAGGGCUCGGCGCCGAUGUUGCGUUUGACGCUGCAGGCGUGCAGACGGCACUGGACACGGCGUUUGAUGCUUUGAAGGCCAGGGGCACUCUUGUAAACAUUGCUGUUUGGGAGAAGAGAGCUGGGUUAGCCAUGAACGGCCUGGUCUUCCGAGAGAGGGGCUACAUGGGGGUAGCCACAUAUAGCCUCGGUGAUUUUGAGGCAGUGUUGGACGCAAUCUCGACCGGUAAAAUAAAACCUGCAAGAAUGAUUACCAAAACUAUCAAGCUGGACCAAGUCGUUGAGGAAGGUUUCCACGCCCUGAUCAACGAUAAAGAGAACCAAGUCAAGAUUCUUGUUGAUGUUGGUGCCGGAAAGUUAUCCUAA